Colletotrichum siamense is the source of this 1608-nucleotide messenger RNA. RefSeq lists its product as uncharacterized. The record is from RefSeq and is a predicted model, not a curated record. The transcript is spliced from 7 exons. The coding region runs from base 1 to 1608 and encodes 535 amino acids. Gene Ontology annotation, cellular component: membrane. Lineage: Eukaryota; Fungi; Ascomycota; Sordariomycetes; Glomerellales; Glomerellaceae. Gene Ontology annotation, biological process: transmembrane transport. Gene Ontology annotation, molecular function: transmembrane transporter activity.
AUGGCCGCAGAUGAACGGACGCCUCUCCUCAAGUCCGGCGCCGGGGCCGUGAAGCGGGUCGGCCGCGGCCUGUGGUCUCCCGCGAACCGCAUCCUCUUCGCCGGGUUCCUGGUCUCGCUCACUCUCGGCAUCACCCAAGUCCCCAUCAUCUACGUCUUCCGCGUGAUGGCCUGCGAGCAGUUCUACAACACGCACCCGCCCUUUGACGGCCCCGCUUCGGAGCAGUGCAUGCGCCGCGAGAUCGACGCCAACACGGCGCGCCAGGUCUCCAUCCUCGGUAUGACGACCUCCAUCUGCGGCAUUCUCAACCUCUUCAUCUGCGGCGACCUCAUCAAGCGCUGGGGCACCCGCUGGGCCCUCGUCAGCCAGACCGGCUUGCUCGGCAUCCGCGUCGCGUGCCAGAUCGUCGCCGUCUCGACCGGUGGGCAGCGCGGCAUUGAUUUGAUGCAGUACACCCAGCUGAUCGGCAUCCUCGGCGGGCCGCGGGGAUACAUGCUUGUGCUGAACACCGCUGUUGCGGAAGUGGUUGAGAGAAGAAAGCAUACAGGCGUCUUUGGCAGGUUGCAGGGUGCGGUCAUGAUUGGCACAGCCAUUGGCUACUUGCUGGGAGGAGUCAUUGGGGAUGUAUUUGGCAUCGUGAGCCCGUUCGUGUCUGCAGUUGGCUGCUUUGCAGUUGCAACAACAUACGGCGGCAUCUUCUGGCCUUCACCGCCCGAUAACGACGAUGAGGCAAAUGGAAAGACGACCUCGGGCGCAUCCGGCUUCUUGGCCCCGAUCAAAGUCCUCAUGCCGCAGAAGUACCGCCUCGAGAACGGCAAGAUCAUCAGGAACUACGGCCUGGUCUUCCUCGCCCUGGGUAUCUUCUUUGGCGUGUUCGCAACGGGCUACGCUCCCAUCUUGAUCCAGAUGUACGCAACCUCCCGCUUCAACUUUGGCACCACGGAGAACGGCAUCCUCAUGUCCGGCAACGCGUGGAUCCGCGGCGUCUUCCUAAUGUUCAUCUUCCCCGAAAUCAUCGACGGAGGAAGGAGAUGGUUCGCCAAGUCCACCCACGCGGGAGCUCUCCAAAAGACCCUUACUGAAGAGGAGCGGAACUUGAUCCCCACCCACCCCGAAGACAUGGACCCGGCGCCCGGGCUGAUGAAUGCCUCGGAGCCGACGAAAGCGCCCCCGGAAGAAGAGGAUGAAGACAGCACAUUCGAUCUAUUCUUCCUCCGGUGGUCUCUGGUCGUCGAUGGCAUCGUGACGUCCCUCGCGGCAUGGGCAACUGAGGGAUGGCACGUGUAUCUUGCCGCGUUCCUGCUGCCGUUCGCCUCCGGGUCCGCCCCGGCCGCCAAGGGUGUCAUCACCGAGAUGUGCCCGCCCCACCAGCGUCAGGACGCACUGAGCGCAGUCACUCUCGUAGAGAGUGCAGCUACCUUGACGACGCAGGGUUUGUUCGGUCUCAUCUUUGCGUCUUUAGCGGCCAUUGGCAAGCCUAACUUGACGUUCUUUUGCAAUGCGGCCCUCGCCGUUGUCGCCGUCGGUGUCUUACUCCUGGCGCAUUACCCACCACCCAAUAGCGUUAGAGUUGACGAGGAGACUGAAGAUAGUAGUCCACAGGAGUAA